This is a messenger RNA of Alternaria alternata, 1241 nucleotides long. RefSeq names its product F-actin-capping protein subunit alpha. The coding region runs from base 122 to 937 and encodes 271 amino acids. The record is from RefSeq and is a predicted model, not a curated record. Gene Ontology annotation, molecular function: actin filament binding. Lineage: Eukaryota; Fungi; Ascomycota; Dothideomycetes; Pleosporales; Pleosporaceae. Gene Ontology annotation, biological process: actin cytoskeleton organization; barbed-end actin filament capping. Gene Ontology annotation, cellular component: actin cortical patch; F-actin capping protein complex. The transcript is spliced from 3 exons.
CCUGCACUUCCCGAACCCCACUAAGCGCUCCUGUCCACCCGCAGCUUCGACAACGCGCCAAACAAUUGAGGUCGCAACACGAACCUGAUCUCCAACUUCCGCAUAGCGAGAUAUCGCAGCCAUGUCACGCACAGCAGCUCUCUCCUCUUUCGUCGACAGCGCGCCGCCUGGUGAACUUGUCGAAGUUACCAAGGCAAUCAAGUCAAUCCUCGGCGAUGAAUCAGUCCAGAACGAACUCUCGCCUGCCUUCCAAAAGUACAACGAGGAGCAGUACACCACAACGAAGCUUCCGGGCGGCAGCACCGAAGUUCUAGUCAGCGAAUACAACUCGUUAGGAGACGGCAGAUACUACGACAUCGAUACACAGAGCUCCUUCGACUUUGACCAUGCGACUGGCAAGGCAAGCGCAGUCCAGAGCUACGUUGUCGAGAGCGCGCAUGAGGAUCUCCUGAAGAGCCUCAACAAGUCCCUCGGCACCCACGCCUCAGAACACUACCCCAAAUCCUCCCACGGCGUCUUCCCCGUUCCUUCGUCCCCCUCUUCCCUCGCCAUCAUCACCGUCGCAAACAAGUACUCCCCCACAAACUACUGGAACGGCCGCUGGCGCAGCUCCUACAUCUACGACACCUCCUCCGGCUCCAUCUCCGGUAGCAUAAAAGUCGACGUGCACUACUACGAAGACGGAAACGUGCGUCUGCUCACCACCAAGGAGGUCAACCUGAGUGCUGGCGGCAGUGCAAAUGGAACCGAGAUCAUGAGGAAGAUUGCUGCCGAGGAGAAGAAGUACCAGGAGGAUCUCAACAAGGCGUUUGGCAGUCUGAGUGAGGGCGCUUUCAAGGCUCUGAGGAGACAAUUGCCGAUUACGAGGCAGAAGAUUGAGUGGGAGAAGAUCAGUGGUUAUAGGUUGGGCCAGGACAUUGGUGGUGGAAGGAGGUGAGAGGGUUGUCCGAUCAAUUGAUUAGCAUAGCGGGUGGUCGAAUGCUUGAACGAUGAGCAAGAAGAGUGGUAUCUUUGAGGAAUAGAGGUUACUGAAUACGAUGCAUCCAACAAUUCCCAAUCCAUUACUGAUGGUCGUUUCGCCCCUCCCUACUGAAGGUAAGAGUUGCUGUUAUCGAGGUCGGCUCCAUCAACAACCAGCCUUAUUCUUUGAUCAUUACUUUUCAGCCUCCACUUCGCAGAGACCGCCCGUCUACACAACAGAGCUUUUGGGAUCCCUGGAUUCCACAAAUAUCAACGGACAG